Molecule: messenger RNA, 1608 nt
Organism: Orbicella faveolata
Lineage: Eukaryota; Metazoa; Cnidaria; Anthozoa; Scleractinia; Merulinidae
Product: putative tRNA(His) guanylyltransferase
Biological process (GO): tRNA modification
Molecular function (GO): magnesium ion binding; tRNA guanylyltransferase activity
Source: RefSeq, a predicted model, not a curated record
AAAUGGCGGGUUUUUCGCGGCAAAAGUAUCUCUAGCGAUGGCUCUGAAAUGCUGGGAAAAAAAUGGCCAAAAGCAAGUAUGAGUACGUAAGAAAGUUUGAGCAGAACGAUCAAUGCCUCUUGAACUGCUGGAUUGUCAUUCGAAUCGAUGGAAGGAAUUUUCACCGGUUUUCUGAUGAACAUGGUUUUGAAAAACCAAACGAUCUGAGAGCAUUGCAGCUUAUGAAUAAAUGCGCUGAAACAGUGAUGAAAGAAUUCACCGACAUUGUGAUUGCAUAUGGACAAAGUGAUGAAUACAGUUUAGUAUUUAAAAGAAGUACAACACAGUUCAGCAGAAGAGCAAGCAAGCUGGUAACGAAUGUUGUGUCACUGUUUUCCUCUUCUUAUGUGUUUUAUUGGAGCCAAUUUUUCUCUUCUCGAGAGCUUCUCUAUCCACCAAUGUUUGAUGGACGAGUUGUUCUCUAUCCAAACGAGAAGAACUUGAGAGACUAUAUGAGCUGGAGACAAGCAGAUUGUCACAUUAACAACCUUUAUAACACAUGCUUCUGGUGUCUGGUGCAACAGUCAGGUCUUACAGCAGACCAAGCUGAGGAGAGACUUAAUGGCACAGUAUCCAGUGACAAGAAUGAAAUCUUAUUCUCUCAAUUCAACAUCAACUACAACAACCUGCGUCAGAUGUACAGAAAAGGAUCAGUUCUUGUCUGGGAGAAGACUGUUGCUGUUGACAACACAGCUGAAGGAGGUAGUGUUAGAAAAUCAACGAGACAGAUUGUAAUCCAUCAUACUGACAUUAUAGGUGAUGUGUUUUGGAAUGAACAUCCAGAAAUUCUGGACAGUUGAGAAAUGGUCAGCUUGCAGUGAUGGUUGUGCCUGACCAAAAGUAAACAUAAGAACCACUUUGCUGUUUAACAAUUAGACCCGUAGCCCUUGCAGGCAACAGGUCAAUUGCCCAUGAGGCAAAGGCGAGAGGGCGAAGGGUCUAAUUAUUUUAGUAUCACCCAACUAGUGGGACAGAAAAGGCAAUAAUAAAGUUAGCAAAUGCAAGUUGAAGAAAUAUUUAUUUGGGAAUAAAAUGCAAGAAAGCGUCAUGCUUGACUGCGCCAAUUUCGCUACUCGAGGACUAUUACUAAUAGUCCUCUAGUAGCGCAGCCAAUUAAAAUGCAGGAUUUGCAUUAGUCCACUAGUUGGGUGAUACUAAUAAUAGUUAUUUUAUUUGGGAUCCAGAUGCCCAAUAGUCAACUGUAUUGACUCCAUGUACAGGGUAGUCAGAAGUAACUGGCUCCUCAGCCAGGCUUUUUUUCUAAAUUCUUUUGAAAAGAUCGCAAAAUUGGCACCUACUCCAACUAUAAAGCUGCCUACUUUGGCAACCCUGCAUGUACAUGGAAAACUGACAUUGAAAAUAUUAGAAAUCGAAUAAAAGAAACAAGCAACUCAACUUUUCACCUGUAUAUUUAUUUAUAAAAAGCAUUGUCAAUAAGGUUAUAAGUAACAACAUAUAAAAAACCAAAGAAACUGCCAAUUCUACUUAUGCCAUCUUAAACAGCAGCAUGUGUCAGAGUGAAAUAUUAAACAUGAACAGAGGGUCAAUGAUGCAAAAGAACCUUAGAAA